CCUUUGAUUAACAAAUAGGAAGGGUUUAAUCAUUAGGGAUUUGUUUGGUCAAAUGUAACCACAAAUUUGGGUCCCAAAACAUUGUAUAAUCCAUAAUCAAUGUAAACAAUUCCACAUCUUUUUUUCCCCUUUUGUUGUUUAAGAUCCGCCGUUUGAUGGGUCCUUAAGCUCGUGAAAGCAACGGUUUUGAUUAAUUUAAGACGCAUCGAAUUGAAAAUUGAUAAUAUCAUCCAUUUUGUAUGAAAUUUAUUGCUGGCAGGCAAAGGAAGAGUACUUUGAUUCAAGCAUCUGGAAUUCUAAAAUGAAGGAAGAAAUAAUUGCAAGUUAAAAAAGGAGAAACGUAGCUGAAUCUCAGUUGUUAAUGCCUAACUUGAUUAAUUCUAAGCAAAGCAUUUUUUUUUAAAAAAAUUAUUCUUUAAAUUACAAAAAAAAAAAACUAACUUGUCAUCUUCUCUCUCAUUCUCUUUAUUUAUAAAUAAAAAUAUAUAAACUUCAGCUACACAGAAUCUGGGGGUGAAAACAAAGGGAAGAAAUCAGAAGUUCACGAAAAUUUCAUUUCUUUAAGAAAGGUGUUAAGCCCCAUCUUUUCUUUCUCUUUCUUUUUUCUUGAACUGUUUUCCAGAUUGGUAAUUUUCUUUUUCUUUUUUAAAUAUAUAUUUUUUCCUUUCUGCCAAUUAAACAAUGAAAAUGGCAUAUUACCAAUCAUCCUUUCCCCUCUAUAGGAAACACUCAUCAUUGCUGCCAACAAUCCUUUUCAUUUCAACCUUAGAAACCUGAGCUUCUAAGAUAUUCCUUCCCCUUCCUUUCCUUUCUAUUUCUUCUUCUCUCCCUCUCUUUCAACCUUCUUCUCCACUUUCCUUUGUUGCUUUUUCAACAAUGGAUGCAUCUUCUACAAGCUCAGUCAAUGGGUUCUAUACCUUCUUGACUCGUGGCAUAGAUGAUCUUGAACGUGUUUAUCUCUCUAAUAACUUCAUGUCCAUCCAAUUCCUUCAAAGGGUUCUUUCCCUUCUCCGAUCUUUCCACUCCCAGCUACUCCUCCUCAUCCAAAAACUCCACCUUCCCGUCGGUGAUAAGUGGCUCGAUGAAUACAUGGAUGAAAGUUCGAAGCUCUGGGAAGCUUGUCAUGUUAUCAAAUCAGGCAUCUCCGGCAUCGAAAAUUAUUACUCGGCUGGCUUUAAUAUCAUUUCUUCUUUUGAUAAUCAUCGCCAUCUUACUCACCAGCUUUCUAGACAGGUAAUCCGGGCAAUUUCGGCGUGCCGCAGGGAAGCUGUGGGAUUGGAAGAAGAAAACAGGGCGUUGAUGGAAACGAGAAUCCAACCGCUUUCGUUAAGGUUUGACGAGAAAGUUUCGAUCGAAUCAAAGCUGAACGGAUUCAAUGGUUUCCGAGGAGUUUUAUACGCAAUGAGGAAUGUAAGCUCGUUGCUCCUAAUGAUCUUGCUGUACGGAUUAGUUUAUUGUCGAACGGAAUCCAGUUUCCUACGAGGAGGAUAUGAAGGGUGUCUAAUUUUCGGAUCAGCUUUCAUGAUCUCAACAGGGAGAUUGCAGCAAAGAGUGGCGGCAGAGAUCAACCAAAUGAAUGGGAGGCCGGGGAUAUUGCUUUAUGAGUUCAGGAGAUCGAAGUUGGCAAUGGAGGAGCUGAGAGGGGAGCUGGAGCGGAGGGGCGGCGGAGGGGUGGAGGAGUGGGAAACGGAGGUAGGGGGGAUAAGGGAAAGGGUUGAGAACUUGAAAGGGUGGUUUGGGGUGUUGAGAUCUGGUGCUGACAACAUUGUUGUGCAACUUGAUGAUUUCUUUGAUGAGAUUGUUGAAGGGAGGAAGAAGCUUUUGGACUUUUGCAGUCAUAGGUAGAGAAGAAAAGAAGAUUAAAUUAUAAAAAAAAAUGUAGGAUGGUUGAAAAAAAAAAGUUACAAAAAUACUUGAUAGAAGAAGGUUGUUGUUGUACCUUUUGACCCUUCUCUUCUUUUCUUUUUCUUUUUUCAGAAAAAAAAAAGAUUCUCUUUUUAUUUUUCACUUCAUGCAUUUGUUGUUGUUUCUACCGCAGUUGAAACAUGGAAAUAGUGGUUUGUUUUCCCCAAAAA
Molecule: messenger RNA, 2075 nt
Organism: Gossypium arboreum
Lineage: Eukaryota; Viridiplantae; Streptophyta; Magnoliopsida; Malvales; Malvaceae
Exons: 2
Coding region: 877-1845 (322 amino acids)
Source: RefSeq, a predicted model, not a curated record